GCCUUCUAAUAUCGUUAUACAACAAACAUCAACACAGUUGUAUAGGGUCACAGACGCUAUAAAGACAAAGGCUCCAUCAUCCUGCUAUUGUGGCUCUCCUGGUUUGCACAGUGAAGAUUAACAUCUCGCAUUAUACGCUUCUCGGUCUUACUUGCAAAAAUGUUGCUUAGAGUCCCUGCAGCUACUUCUGUUGCCAUAUCAUCUCCGAAGCAUCAAGAUGCUUUUAAGGAUAAAGCAGCGGGGAAUCAUUCUUUAGGCCAGUUGUCAUAUCAGAGACAAAAGAGAGAUCUAUUUAGCAUACGUGCCAUGAAUGUAGAGAGCAAUAGUAAGCCUGUCACAGGUGUUAUCUUUGAGCCUUUUGCUGAAGUGCAAAACGAGCUUGUUCAAGUUUCUGUAAACUAUACUAAAUCCUUUGCACGCCAAAGGUUUGAUGGUGCAUGUGAAGCCGCUUUGAAUGAACAAAUCAAUGUGGAAUAUAACGUUUCAUACAUUUAUCAUGCUCUGUUUGCCUAUUUUGACCGAGACAAUGUUGCUCUUCCAGGAUUUGCGAAAUACUUCAAAGAUGCUAGUGAUGAGGAACGUGACCAUGCAGUAAAGCUAAUGCAGUACCAGAAUAUACGUGGUGGAAAAGUAAAACUUCAAUCUAUAUUGAUGCCUGUGAUGGAAUUUGAUCAUCCAGAGAAAGGGGACGCCUUAUAUGCCAUGGAGCUUGCAUUGUCUUUGGAAAAGCUCAAUAAUGAAAAGCUUCUCAGAUUACAUUCUGUGGCUGCACAGUGUAACGAUGCACAAAUGACAGAUUUCAUAGAGGGUAACUUCCUUGCCAAGCAGGUGGAGGACAUUAAAAAGGUUUCUGAAUAUGUUGCUCAAUUGAGAAGAAUUGGAAAAGGGCAUGGUGUAUGGCACUUUGACAAAAUGCUUCUCAAUGGAGCAGAUGCUGGUGAAGGUGGUGUUGCAGCUGUGUAAGAAGGAUAAUUUCUUUUGAUUUGAGAUACCUGAAUUUUCUAUAACUUAGCUUUUUAUGCAGAGAGAUUAGUACUACUGAGAAUUAUGUCUUGUAAUUAGCAGUAGUACUCCUUUAUCCUUUAUUCACAUAUAUAUUUUGACAUGAACCAUUCCAGAAAUUGUAUUAUUUAAGGCUAUUUGUUAAUUUGGUUUUGGUUUUAAAUGACAUGGGAAACUACUUUGUUAA
This is a messenger RNA of Cryptomeria japonica (Japanese cedar), 1189 nucleotides long. Its product is annotated as ferritin-2, chloroplastic. The transcript is spliced from 9 exons. Gene Ontology annotation, molecular function: ferrous iron binding; ferric iron binding. Lineage: Eukaryota; Viridiplantae; Streptophyta; Pinopsida; Cupressales; Cupressaceae. The record is from RefSeq and is a predicted model, not a curated record. Bases 160 to 963 code for a protein of 267 amino acids. Gene Ontology annotation, biological process: intracellular iron ion homeostasis; iron ion transport. Gene Ontology annotation, cellular component: cytoplasm.